Molecule: messenger RNA, 411 nt
Organism: Rhododendron vialii
Lineage: Eukaryota; Viridiplantae; Streptophyta; Magnoliopsida; Ericales; Ericaceae
Product: S-protein homolog 5-like
Exons: 2
Coding region: 1-411 (136 amino acids)
Source: RefSeq, a predicted model, not a curated record
AUGAGCCGGCCGCUCUUUCUUCUCUUUGUCGCCUUGACCUUUCACUUUGUCUAUGCAAGAACUUAUCAUGAAGCCAUUCAUAUUAUCAGUCGCGUUCCGAAUAACCCGUCGCCACUGCGAGUCCGUUGCCAAUCUAAAGAUACUGAUUUUGGCAUGCACACACUCUAUGAAGGUCAAGAAUUUGUCUGGUUUUUCAACCGGGCUCUAACCACUCUCUACUUUUGUCAUUUCUACUGGGGUUCCAAAGAUAGAAGUUUUGCUGUUUACGAUCUUAGAAUAUUUGUAAACUAUUGUGCAUAUGAAGAUGACAAGGAUCAUUGCAAAUGGGAGGCAAGACCUAAUGUUGGCUCCAAUGCGAUGCAUGUGAACCUUGCUUCUUGGUGCAGACUUGUGGGGUUGAUUACAUUCUAA